Molecule: messenger RNA, 1641 nt
Organism: Thelazia callipaeda (thelaziosis nematode)
Lineage: Eukaryota; Metazoa; Nematoda; Chromadorea; Rhabditida; Thelaziidae
Source: the annotation of a GenBank genome assembly
AUGUUAGUCCCACCACAAACAGAAUUUCGUGUUCCUAUUGGAACUAAACAAUUCAGAUUGAUUUGCCCAGUGAAAGAGAAAAACGAUGACCCUAUAAUGAUUCAGUGGAAGAAGAAUGAUGAACCAAUUGGAUUGGACUUUAACAAUCGUUUCAAGUUAGCCAGACUAGAUCGUGAGUUGAAAAUUCGAAAUCCACAAUUAUAUGACAGUGGAAUAUAUCAGUGUCAAGCGAUUAAUGGAUUUGGGCAUCGAGAACAAAAUUUCACUAUUACUUUUUAUGAUUCGACUGUUGAAGAUGAUCAUAAUACUGACAGCACAAUCAUACUUACUACUAAUGCUUCUCCACCAGUCUGGAAAAAUGAAACAGAAAUACGAGCUUGGAUGCUAAAUCCUGUACGAAUAACCGUUGGUGGAACUUUGUUAUUAAGAUGUCCUGCGAAAGGAAAUCCGUUACCAAAUAUUACUUGGUUAAAAGAUGGCAAAGAGCUCGAACGAGAAGUUACUAACCAUUAUUCGUCAGCAAUACUUUACUUAAAUGAUGUGCAACCAACCGAAAGUGGUAAGUAUGUAUGCAAGCUAAAUAACGAGUAUGGCAGCAUUGAAGCAACAUUUCACGUUUACGUGGAAAAUUUCUUCGAAGGAUUAGAUGGUGAAAGUUGGUCUAUUGAUCAGACCAAAGCUCAACUAUACCCGGUCAUUGAUGAACCUUUUAAUAAUACUGUUCGAGUUGGUCGUACAGCUCAGUUUCACUGUAAAGUAAAGAAUCAACAGCAACCAUUAAUUAAGUGGUUGAAACGAGUGGAAGAUCCUAAUGCGAUCCUUCGAAUAAAUGCAAAUGCCACGUUAAUCCAUGCAAAUAACAUGCAUCUUUUACUACUAGAAAAGCCAGAAACAACAACAGAGUUAUCAGAUGGAAUAACAUUAAAUAGGCUUAUCAUACCUAAUGUAAGACAUGAUCAUUCUGGAACAUAUCUUUGUGUCGUAACUAAUGCCCAUGGUGACAUUGCUUACCGAUCUGUAUACCUACAUGUUAUCGCAAAAUCAGAUAAUCAGUUAUUAAAUUUCUAUUUUUAUGGUGGAAUACUGUUAUUAGUAAUUUUGUUUAUUAUGAUUACUUACGCUAUUUAUUUUUUGCGAAAAAAUUACCAAGCGGCUAAAAAUGAUGAACGAGGUAUAACAAGCACUCGAUGUUCUUUUUCCCUAAGACCUCCACCUCCAAAUCUUCCUCCUCCGAAGGCACCUGCAUUACAUUCAGAGCAUCGACAGCUCAUGUCAAGUAGUCCUCCAUGUGAUCGAUAUACGGUAAAUUUAGCAGCACCGACGACUACACAUUAUCUCCAGUUUGCUAUACCUGAUAAAAACGUACAAAAAAUAGUAUCAGAAACAUCUACACGUCCCACUUCUAUUCGGCGUACAAAUGGUAGUGAUGGAAAGUAUCGAAUUAGAGAUGAUUACGUGGGAACAGCAAACUGGUUGAAUAAUAAAAUGGAUAGUACUGAAGCUGAUUUGGAUCAAAAUUUUAUAGCUGGUACCUCUAUGUAUGGCCACAAUCCACCACCAUUUUCUUAUGUUUCAACAGAUAAUUUUGAUAGGUACCAACAAAAACCUUUCCUUAUUGCUAGUAGUGUGCAAAAAAAAUGA